AUGUCAAAUGCUUCAGACUCUGAACCACGUCCAGAAACCACAGAGCAGACAGAGACAAUCCCUAUUGUGGACUUGGAACCCCCUCUUGCUCUUCCUCCUCCUCCUCCUGCAGAGGAUGAAUGGGGCUCAGUUCCUGAGCGCACCAAUGUAGACGCUUCUCCUUUUCCCUUUGCUCGAUGUGGAACAAUUCCUGCCAUCCUGGGAGUCUGCAGCCUGCUGCUCUUGGUGCUGUGUGCAUUCUUUGGUUAUCACUACUUUCAAAGUGUUCCGUUAUCAGAAAAGAAGCUGAAGAGCCUUAACCAAUGGAUUGAGUCUUUCAAAAACAAAGCAGAAACAUUUAUUCGGGUCCAAAAGAUUCUUGAUGAAAACACAGAAACCCUGAAGUGGCUCCAAAACCAGAAUGUGUAUCUCCUUGAGGCUUUAGAAGAACUAAGGACCAUGCAAGGAGACAGGUGUGGACAUUCUCUGAAUAACUGGGUGCAAUACAGAGACCACUGCUACCACCAAACCGCGGAAAUGGUCUCUUGGUUAAACUGUUCUGAUCUUUGUGUCACUUUGAAUGCUACAUUUUUAAAGACAGAAAGGAGCAUAUUGAUGAGUAUCAUGAAGUUACUUGCAGAAAAUCAUACUUGGCUUGGCCUAUCUUACAAGGAAGAGGACAAUAAAUGGAAGUGGGAGGAUGGCUCCUUUCCUUCUCCUGAGCUGCAUUUACCACAGCCAAGUCUGGAUUUCCAGGGGAAGUGUGUGUACGCAAAUGUGCACACCAUUGGUACUGAUAACUGCACCAGACCCUAUUCAUGCCUGUGUGAGAAGGCUGACCGCUAA
Molecule: messenger RNA, 825 nt
Organism: Equus quagga
Lineage: Eukaryota; Metazoa; Chordata; Mammalia; Perissodactyla; Equidae
Product: NKG2-D type II integral membrane protein-like
Exons: 8
Coding region: 1-825 (274 amino acids)
Source: RefSeq, a predicted model, not a curated record